This is a messenger RNA of Nymphaea colorata (pocket water lily), 1685 nucleotides long. RefSeq names its product GDSL esterase/lipase At5g45670-like. Gene Ontology annotation, molecular function: hydrolase activity, acting on ester bonds. Lineage: Eukaryota; Viridiplantae; Streptophyta; Magnoliopsida; Nymphaeales; Nymphaeaceae. The transcript is spliced from 4 exons. Bases 63 to 1241 code for a protein of 392 amino acids. The record is from RefSeq and is a predicted model, not a curated record.
UAAUUCUGUCACCAAGGAACGUCAAUCUAUCUUUCUCUUUCUGAAGGAAAGCUCUUGCAAAAAUGAAGGCUGUUCCCAACCUCCUUCUUCUCUCCCUGGUUCACUUGAUCGUCUUUCUCAAGCCAGUGAAGGCCGAGCAGACUGCAGUGAAGGCUCUUUUCGUGUUUGGGGACUCGUUCGUGGACAGCGGAAACAACAACUACAUUGAGGAUACUGAUGCGAAGGCGGACUACCCACCCUACGGGGUGGACUUCCCUCUGGGCCCAACCGGGAGGAUCACAAACGGGAGGAACCCGGCGGAUAUACUGGCGGAGCACUUGGGCAUCCCCGACUACCUUCCCGUGUUCAACAAUCCCCAGACUAAGGGUGCUCACAUCCUUCAUGGCGUUAACUAUGCCUCUGCUGGUGCUGGCAUUCUUGACACUACUUUUGUGGCCUGGCAUAUCAUACCACUGAGCCACCAAGUGGAGAACUUCCUGAACGUGACGCUGCCGGAGCUGGAGGCUGAGCUCAGUGACACUUCAUAUUUCAUGUCCCACGCCAUCUUUAUGUUCGUCAUAGGCGGCAACGACUAUAACUACCAUUGCUUUUUAUCAUCAGAUGAUUCAUGUGAUUUUGAAGAGCUCACUAGCAUCCUUAUUGGGAACUACACCGUCCAACUUGAGAAACUUUACAGCGCCGGAGCUCGGAAGUUUGUUCUGUACAAUAUACAACCAAGUGGCUGCAGCCCUGGUUCCAGAAUCCAAAAUGACGGGCAAUGUGUGGAGGAGUACAACGAUGCAAUGGUUAUGUUCAAUAACCAUUUGAAUGCUUCCCUGGAUGAGUUCAUGGAGGAGAUGCCUGGCUCCGUAUUCGUCUACGUCAACACCUACAACAUUAUCAGCCAAGUCAUUGACGAACCUGCUUCCUUCGGAAUAGAAGUGAUCAAUGUGUCUUGCUGCUACGUAGAGGGCUCUAAAGGGUUCGUAUGUGAAGAGUACGGGAGCUCGUGCUCGAACAGGAGCAUCUACCUCUACUAUGACAGGGUGCAUCCUACGGAGAAGGUGUACGACUAUCUCUCCACAAGGGCUUACCUAUCCAAUCUGAGCAGCGAAGUUCACCCUCUCAAUGUCAAGACGCUUGCCAACAUCUCCUUCAACUCCACGCUUUAUAAUGUGCCCUAUAAACUAUGGCCAGUGGAAGGCUUGAACAAUAAGGGGUUCCCGAUCUCCGGCCAAGAGGAGCUCCGGCCGGUUAGUUAAGCCCUUGGACUUCAGCCCUUCGAGUAGGAAGAAGGGAGGUUGAUCAAUAUCCAGGGAUUGUUGUUUUUGGUUAGAUUCUACAGGAGAGGGCGUUUCCUCCGGUUGCGUGAAUGGAAAAAAAAAAGGUUAAUAAUGAAGAAAAAGAGAGGGAUGGUUUGGUAGAAGAUUCCAGCAGUAGGUGCCUGAGAAGAAGAAUAAGCUUGUAAUGUAUACCAGCUUGCGUGAUGGUUUAUUUGCUGUUAUUCCAAUAACAUCCUAGGCGGUGGAGAUAUGUGAGGUCUCAAUGAGCUGUAAUCGUUAAUUCAGUGUCAGAUUUGAGUGCACUGUGGACCUGUGGUCCAAUUGUAUGAAGUAGUUCUAUGAAUUUUUGGUCAUUUUUCUACUGGUAAGAAUUUGUUAACUACAUAUUUAGUUAAAAAAAAAAAUUGGCUUCACGGAUGGUCA